AGUUUCUCACUUCACUUCACUGUCACUCAUUUAUAUCCAUAUAUACUCUAUGCAAAUGCGAGAAAACGAUUUGUUAAACCACUUUACGACCGCUUGUGGUACUAUGUGCUGUUCGUGCUCUACCUGUGUCUGUUGUACAGUAUUCCUGGCAUCCCUGCUGUUGGCAACGAUAUGGACCGCCGGUUAUUGGAUAGUAAAGAAUAAUCAAACCGAUAAAAUAAUGUCAAGAGAUUUUAAGAAGAAAUUCUUCUCAAUGUUUAACUUUUUGGGUAAUUUUGUCCGCAUUUACAUCAAGAAGGCUAUCGACGAGGAAAGACUGGAAAGGGAUAGAUUGAAAGUACAGCCAAAUUACGGACAAUAUGGUAAUAGACCCCCAGUUAGGGUCAGACCAGUCAGACCAACCCAGCAGUUGUAUGGCAAUGGA
This is a messenger RNA of Medioppia subpectinata, 424 nucleotides long. The record is from the annotation of a GenBank genome assembly. NCBI's taxonomy places the organism in Eukaryota, Metazoa, Arthropoda, Arachnida, Sarcoptiformes, Oppiidae.